Messenger RNA from Telopea speciosissima, 550 nucleotides. RefSeq lists its product as uncharacterized. The record is from RefSeq and is a predicted model, not a curated record. Bases 61 to 438 code for a protein of 125 amino acids. Gene Ontology annotation, biological process: cell fate determination. NCBI's taxonomy places the organism in Eukaryota, Viridiplantae, Streptophyta, Magnoliopsida, Proteales, Proteaceae. The transcript is spliced from 2 exons.
GGUAUCUCCUUUACAUUUGCAAGCAAAAAGAAAAUAAUAUCAAGAACAAAUUUCUCAACAAUGGUUGCUGCUCUCAAAAUCUUUUAUGCAAUUCUCAUAUUCAGUCAUCUUGGAAAGGGAUUUGGUGGAUAUUGUUCCAUUCAUAGCCUUAAAUUAACUCAAAGUAUGACAGGAGUAGUGAUGGGAAGGAAACUUGAGUAUGUGGUGACUGUAACUAAUGAGUGCAAAUGUGAACAAGGAAAUAUUAAACUCUACUGCAAAGGGUUCCAGACAGCUGAGAGCAUUGAUCCUUUCUUGUUCAAACAUGAUAACCAAGAUAGCACCAAAUGCAUCCUCCUCAAUGGAGAACCCAUUGGUGAACACCAAACAACUUACUUCAAAUAUUUAUGGGAUAAACCAUUCCCCUUCACUGUGGUGCAUGCAAAAAUGACUUGCUAAAAGGCUCUCAAGGUUUCUUCUGAUCUGAUCUGAUCUGUGCAGGGGCAAUCUUAUGUGUAACUAUUCCACCUUAAGGCUUAAUAAUAAAUAAAACUGAGCAUAGUUUCUUCUG